Messenger RNA from Columba livia (rock pigeon), 732 nucleotides. RefSeq names its product gallinacin-5-like. Gene Ontology annotation, biological process: defense response to bacterium; cell chemotaxis. Gene Ontology annotation, cellular component: extracellular region. The coding region runs from base 340 to 540 and encodes 66 amino acids. NCBI's taxonomy places the organism in Eukaryota, Metazoa, Chordata, Aves, Columbiformes, Columbidae. The record is from RefSeq and is a predicted model, not a curated record. The transcript is spliced from 4 exons. Gene Ontology annotation, molecular function: CCR6 chemokine receptor binding; chemoattractant activity.
GGCUUGUCCCAAGACGUGUCCAGCAAACCACUGCACCCAACACCCCUUAUGCAAGCAGAGAUGAUGCAAGACUGGAGACCUAGGAAUCCUUCUCAGGGGUGGCAGAAGAAGAAAGCGAUGCCUCUUUUUCUCUGGAAAAGGGAGAAGAAGGAAAAGGAGUUUUUGUGCUGGAUGUUUUGAGGUGUCAGCCAUCCCAAGGGACACUUUGCCACACGGAGAUAUCACUUGUCUGGGACUAAACUGCUGCUGCUGCCAGGAGCCAAGAGGCUGUGGGAGGAUCCUACUCCGGGCUGCCGAGUGUUGUCCCACUGAGUGAGAAGCUGCCAGUGGCUCCCAGCCAUGCGGAUCCUGCCUCUGCUCUGCGCUCUCCUCCUGGUGAUGCUCCAGGGAGCAGCAGGGCUGUCCCUCGCUCGAGGAUCGCCCCAGGACUGUCAGCGCCGUGGGGGCUUCUGCUCUCGCGGGUCCUGCCCUCCGGGGAUCGGCCGUGUUGGCAUUUGCUCUGAGCGAGAGUUCUGCUGUCGGAGCCGAUGGUAUCCCUGAUGGCCUUCUGCGUUCCUGGCACCGAUCUCCGAGAAGCCCUCUGAGACCUCCCCAUGCCCUCUCAACAUGGUCAGGACGAUGCUGUGAAGAGGAACCAAGCACCUCUGGGAACAGUGGCAACCCUGGACAGCUGGACCAUGUUCCCAUGGGAAUCCCUUCCCCUCUGUCUGCAAUACAAGAUGGUGGUUUUCA